AUGGGCUGGGAGGCGCUAGGACCCAUGCAAGAGGAAAUAAGGGCUUUAGAGCCGAUCGUGGAUGCGGAGAAAAAGCACUUUGGCAUGCGUAAACGUCGUCGAGAUUUAGGACAGGCUCUCAAGACUCUCCGAGAUAAGCUGGAAAUGCGGUUUGGAGGUUCUUUCGACAAGUUGUCGCAGUUGGAAGAUAACAUACGAGAUGCACUCAAACAAGAAAAAAGGGGCGAAUCCAAAAUGGCGAGAGAGGCCGCGACGAAGUUCCAGAGCAACGUAGAACAGAGUGCUGGGAGAAUGCUGGCGAGCACGUACACUACUGAUCUUGAGGCGGAAAAGGGAGUAAAGCAAACGGGAAGAGGCGUGUCGAUUCAGCAGAGAAAUUUGUUGAAGUCGGCGAACAAGGGCAAUCGCGCUAUGGAAAAAGCUGAAGAAAAGUACGAGGAUAUGGACGCCGCCUUGUAUCGACGAUUGGCGAAUAACGAAGCUGAGGCGACUGAUAUAUUGGACGAAAAUGGACAGCGGAACACUGCGUUGCAGCAGUAA
Molecule: messenger RNA, 540 nt
Organism: Perkinsus marinus ATCC 50983
Lineage: Eukaryota; Perkinsozoa; Perkinsida; Perkinsidae
Exons: 7
Coding region: 1-540 (179 amino acids)
Source: RefSeq, a predicted model, not a curated record